Messenger RNA from Tribolium castaneum (red flour beetle), 856 nucleotides. Its product is annotated as serine protease Hayan-like. Lineage: Eukaryota; Metazoa; Arthropoda; Insecta; Coleoptera; Tenebrionidae. Gene Ontology annotation, biological process: proteolysis. The record is from RefSeq and is a predicted model, not a curated record. The transcript is spliced from 4 exons. Gene Ontology annotation, molecular function: serine-type endopeptidase activity.
AUGGUUCCCGACCUCGUCAGUUCGUUCCAGUUUAAAACAAAUGAAGGGAGUUGGAGCACCAUACCUUCUAACACCACCACUUGGGCACUAAUUGGAUUUAAACCUGGAAACGAAAAAAAAUGGCUAUGUGGAGGAACUAUUAUAAGUCCACAAUACAUUCUUACGGCUGCACACUGAUUGAGCCACCACGAACAUGGCAAAGCUAAAUACGUAAGAAUUGGCUUAAGAAACAUCAACGACGAACACAGACAAGAACUAAAAGUAAAAGAUCGUAUUCCUUAUCCCGAUUAUAAGUCAAGUUCAUAUUACCACGACAUUGGACUUUUGAAAUUGGAAACACAAGUCAAAAUGACGCCGGAUGCAAGACCAGAAAGCAAUUGCAACUGGAUGGGAUCAGACCACAUGGGAGGACCACUUCAAAUAGAUCACCGUGGUGACAAAAUACGCGGUGUGUACGAUAUAAUUGGAAUAACAUCGUUUGGAAAGGGGUGUCCUGGGAAUAUAGGCGUGUAUGUGAGAGUGUCACAUUAUAUUAAGUGGAUAGAAGAUAUAGUAUGGCCUAAAACAUAUCUCCAUUAAACGAAACUUGUUUACUUAAAAAUACCAAUCAAUUAAAAGUGUUUUAUUAAUUCACAUUCAAGUUUCUUGAUAUGUGCGUAAUAGUGUCUGUGGUGAGUUAGACUUUUUGGAAUGUCUCAUAAUGAGUUCAAAAAUAAAUUUGUCAAAUGUAUUAAAAAACCGCUCGUCCGUUCAAAAAUGUGUAUCAUACAUCAUAUACAAUGUUCUUUACUGCUUUGUAUUGUUUUUAUUGGUUUAUACAUUUUUAUGUUGUAUUAAGUGAUUCAUUUGAAACAAU